CGCAUCGUGCAGAAGCCGAGUCCACAUACCCAGCACACAAAGAAGUCAUUUGGGGCAGGCUGACGCACACUCUUAAAAUAAUAACGCAUGAAAAUAAGAGUACAUCGCUCACUGUAGUGUGUACACUUGGCAUCAGUGCGCGCAACGACGCCGCGUAAAUUGGUAGGAGUGUUAAGGUGAGGGUGUGUUAGAGGCGCCAAGUGUUUUGGUAAACCCGCUACUUCAAUGAGCGACAAACGAGAGAAGGGCCUGGUACACAGUGCGCCCAUCGGACUAUGCCUUCCCCAACUCGGGAGGAAAGCAAAGGGGAGGCAGAGGACGAAGCAACGUACAGCGGCGCCAGGGAGCGAGGGACAGGCAACCGUCUCGUAUGCGCUCUGGAGAUGGAGAUGACAAACCGCAGCCUGCACGGCGACUCCAAAGUGGAUUGUGUAAAUUGCGAUGGCUUGAUCAACCGAAACGGCGGGGACUCGGCAGAAGUGUCCGUACCACUGUCACUUCCCGGGAAGCGGACGGCUCACACGGAGGGAGACGACCUCUACAGACUACGAGACAGAAAGUUUUUAUUAGAGGAUAAAAAACGCCUUUGCGCGUUGGCUUUGGGGACUGCUCUGCUCGGGAUACUGCUCACGAUUAUCCACGCCGAGAUAUGUCCCUUCGUUUACAAACCGGGUUCAAACAUUGCCUUAUUCAUCAACUGUUCCAUCAGCCUGUCCACUGGGUGUCUCCUGAUCCUCAUCAUAGCAUUCCAUUAUAAGGACAUUAGGCUGUUUAUCAUUGACCACAACCAGGUGGACUGGCGUAUUGCCAUGACCAGCCACAGGGUUCUCGUGAUCACUCUGGAGCUGUUGGUCUGUGUCAUCCAUCCUGUUGGCACAUACUGGGAGGUGGGCUUCCAUGCCAACUCCUCUUCCUCAGCUCCGCUCUGUGUUUCAAACCACCACCGUGAGGCCCUGAUGGAUAUGGAGCUGCUGUUAUCAGUGCUGAUGUUCCUCCGCUUGUACUUGGUGCACAGAGCCAUCCUGCUGCAUAGCAAAGUGCUGCUGAGUGCCUCCUACAGGAGCAUUGGCUCGCUCAACAACAUCAACUUCACCUUCCGCUUUGUUCUCAAGAUACUAAUGAACAAAUACCCGGCGCGCACGCUGCUGGUCUUCAUCCUCUUCUUCUGGCUCACUGCGUCCUGGAUGCUUACACUGUGUGAGAGACAGACCCAAGCAACGACAGGUCACAUGGACACAGCUAUGUGGCUCAUAGCCAUCACCUUCCUUACAGUGGGCUAUGGUGAUGUGGCCCCCAACACCAGCUGUGGCAAGGCUGUGUGUCUCUUCACUGGAGUCAUGGGUGUAGCCUGCACUGCUAUGCUGGUGGCAGUUGUUACCAAGAUGCUGGCGUUGAACAAAGGAGAGAAACAUGUACACUUCUUCAUGCUGGACAUCCAGAUCUCUAAACGGAUCCGCCACGCUGCUGCUAAUGUGCUCAGAGAGUGCUGGCUUCUGCACCGCACAAAGCUCACAAAGGGCAACCGCGGUGAACACCGAAGACACCAGAGAUGCCUACUGGAAGCCAUCAGAGUAUUUCGGCAUUUACGCCUCAAACAAAAAAAACUGAGAGAUUACGUCAGUGAGAUGGUGGACCUCCCUAAGAUGCAGAUGAUCAUGUGCGACCUCAGUGCCAAUUGGAACAACUCCUACCGGGAGCUGGAGCAGCGAAUCCUUUCCAUGGAGCAGAAGCUGGACGAACUGAGUCGCUGCUUCCAACAAACCUCUGAGCUGCUGUCUCAGGUUCUCCGUCACCGAAACCCAGAGAUUAGGUGACAUGGCUUCAUACACUUGUUACGGAAACAGAUAGUGUUUGUCAUUGUUUCAUCUACAGUACUCAAAGUGAGACGGUAAAUCCUCUCCACCCGGAGCUGCUCCAGACUCUUAACAUGCUGAACCACUUGAAGGACUGGCAUACCUACUAAAGAUCUCAUCUUCUGGCCCUGUGUUGAGUGCACUGCACAGUGACUCAUAACUGUAAAAGUAUACAGAUAAAACAAGACUUCCAAUAACUGUGGCAAGAAUCACACAGCGCAUUUUGAAAAAUCUGUUCUUUUCAGCAUAUAUUUAAUAUAUUUGUGAUGGUGCACAGGCUCCAGAUCUUGCUCUUUUAACUAUUUGUAAAGUUACAUUGAUGGACUCCAUCAUUGCUUAUUCCUGUGGAAUAAGAUACUUAUUUUUACAUGUUAAUUUUAUUUAAAAUUCCAUGCAAUAUUUUACAGUUAGCCUAAUCAGUUGUAUAAAAAGGUCUUGCAAAUACUCUUUUUCAUUAGCUGACAGUUUAAUGGUUAAAUGGUUGAUUAUUGUUUGGAAACAGGAAUUUUGAAUAUAAUACACUCUUUAACACGUCAUCAUUGUUCUGCUUACCCCUAACCCACCAAGUGAAUUGUGAAUGAAAUGUGCUUUGAUGCUUAUAACAGAGAAAAAAAACUAAAUGUCACUUUAAGCAUUGUGGAAGAAACUUUUAUUUCCAACUGUGCUUGUUUAAGGGAUGUCAUCUGAAACUCAAAGAUUUAUGUGAACAUUUAAGGUUGUAAUCAUCUGAUGUAGGAAAAGCUAACAGUUUGCACCUGCUCUGAGAACAACAAAACUUGAACGUGGGUUGUCUUUUAGCAACCCACAGCUCCAUCUAGUGGACAUAAAUUAUGUAAACUACAUAAUAUUGAGGAC
Messenger RNA from Etheostoma spectabile (orangethroat darter), 2708 nucleotides. It is a transcript of the gene kcnn4, whose product is annotated as potassium intermediate/small conductance calcium-activated channel, subfamily N, member 4. The record is from RefSeq and is a predicted model, not a curated record. NCBI's taxonomy places the organism in Eukaryota, Metazoa, Chordata, Actinopteri, Perciformes, Percidae. The transcript has 9 exons. Gene Ontology annotation, biological process: potassium ion transport. Gene Ontology annotation, cellular component: membrane. Bases 276 to 1814 code for a protein of 512 amino acids. Gene Ontology annotation, molecular function: small conductance calcium-activated potassium channel activity; calmodulin binding.